This is a messenger RNA of Lonchura striata (white-rumped munia), 7515 nucleotides long. The record is from RefSeq and is a predicted model, not a curated record. NCBI's taxonomy places the organism in Eukaryota, Metazoa, Chordata, Aves, Passeriformes, Estrildidae.
AUGCCGUGCCGAAAGAGCCGCGAGCCCUCGGCAGCGGCGGGAGGCGACGCGUCCCGGGGAGGCGGCGGCUGGGGACGCUCCCGGUGCCCCCCAGCCCUGCUCGGGGCCGGGCUGCGCCCCGCAGCUUGGGGGACCCGGGGACCCCUCUGCGGGCCGGCGCUGCUUUUAGCCGGGGGCCCCUGCCUUUUCCGCUACAACGCCCUGUCCCUGGUGUACCUGCUCUUCCUGCUGCUGCUGCCCUGGUUCCCAGGGCCCUCCCCACGCUUCCGCACAGGUCACACCAGCCGCAUCAUCAAAGCUCUGCUGGGCACCAGCAUCCUCUUCCUCCUCGCCCAGCUGGUUUUCCAGAUAUGCCUCUACACGCUGCCCUUCCUGGACCAGCUGCUGGAGCCCAACUGCAGCUCCUGGGAGGUCCUUGCUCGGCACAUCGGGAUCACCAGGCUGGAUUUGAGGGACAUCCCCAACUCGGUGAGGCUGGUGGCACCCGACGUUGGCAUCCUGCUGGUGUCGUCCCUGUCCCUGUGCCUGUGCAGCCGCCUCAGCCGUGCCAGCUGCAGAGGGAAUCCCGAGUCCCUGGAGUCCUCUGAGUGGAGGGAGGAGAGGGCCGCGGGGCGGGCGCGGCGCGCGGCGCACGGGGACGCGCGGCUGCGGAGCCGCCUGCGGGACAAGGCUCACUCCCUGCUCUGGGAGGCUGGCAAGGGCCUGGCCAUCCUGCUGCUGGCCCUGGCAGGGAUCACCCUGCCCUCCGCCUCCUCCAGCGUCUACUUCCUGCUCUUCAUGGGGCUGUGCACGUGGUGGGCCUGUCACCUCCCCACCAGCCACCAGGUCUUCAACGUCUUCUGCAUCCUCGUGGGCAUCUACAGCGCCUGCCACCUGCUGUGCCUCUAUGCCUACCAGACCCCCUUCGUCCAGGGGAUCUUCCCACCCCCCACCAUCUGGGCACGGGUGUUUGGCUUCAAGGACAUCAUCCUGUACUACAACUGCUCCCAGCCCAACACCCUGGAGCUCAACAGCAGCUACCCCUGGUUCGUCUACACCAGCCCUGGCAUCCUGCUCCUGCUCUACUACACCGUGGCCACCCUGGUGAAGCUGCGCUGGCGCGAGGCCAAGAGAGGCGUGGCACCAGCACGGCCGAGGGACCUGGUGGAGCUGGAGAGCUGGCCCCAGGACGCCGACCGCGUGGCCGAGGACACCAAGGUGGGUCUGGGGGGGCUCUGCAGGGAUGGGGGUGCCAGGGUGGGCUCUGACCCUCUCUGCCCUCAGCCCAUGCUGUGCCCCAACACCGGGAAGCCGAGCGCCGGCAACGAGAACUGCACCGUCCACAGCUUGAGCACACGCAGGAGGCAUCCGGCGCUGUGGCUGCCCCUGCACGCCCUGGGCCACGUCCUCAUGAAGCAGAGCUACGUGUCCGCUCUCAUCGCCAUGAUGGUGUGGAGCAUCUUCUACCACAGCUGGCUGACCUUCGUGCUGCUGCUCUGGGCGUGCCUGAUCUGGACGGUGCGGAGCCGCCGGCACUUCGCCAUGCUGUGCUCGCCCUUCCUGGUGCUCUACGGCAUCGCCCUGUGCAGCCUGCAGUACGUGUGGGCCAUGGACGUGGUCCCCGAGCUGCCCACCCACAUCAGCUUCCUGCGGCUGCAGCCGCUGGGGCUGGUGCACCACAGCUACCCCUGCAUAGCUCUGGGGGCCAAGCUCCUGUUCACCCUCACCUUCUGGAUGCUGCUGCGGCGCUUCGUCACCGAGAAGGUGCUCGCGAGGAGGGCCCCGGCCACGCCGCUGCUGGAGGUGUCCACCGCCGACACGGACGCCAGCCAGACGCGGGACGUGCUGCGCAAGCUGGGGGAGGUGGUGAGGAACUUCUUCGCCAAGUUCUGGUUCUUCAUCUGCGCCGCCAAGUUCAUCGUGGUGACCUUUGCCGGCCGCCUCGUCGUCUACAAGAUCGUCUACAUGCUCCUCUUCCUCCUGUGCCUCAUCCUGUUCCAGGUGUACUACAGCCUGUGGCGCAAGGUGCUCAAGGGUUUUUGGUGGCUGGUGGUGGCCUACACCAUGCUGGUGCUCAUCGCCACCUACACCUACCAGUUCGAGGACUUCCCCAUGUACUGGAGGAACCUGACAGGCCUCACUGAUGGCCAGCUGAGCGACAUGGGCCUGGAGCAGUUCAGCGUCUCCAAGCUCUUCUCCAGCAUCCUCCUGUUGGGUUUCUUCCUCCUGGCCUGCAUCCUCCAGCUCCACUACUUCCACGAGCCCUUCAUGCUCCUCACUGACCUGCAGCACGUCCGCCCCGUCUCUCCAGCCCCCUGCCACAUCCCCAGGUCGGAGGAGCUGCACGGGAGCCGCCUGCUGCGGGACGCGGCCGCGGCCGAGACCGCCCAGGCCCGGGACCCGGACACCGCCUCCCUGGUGUCCAACAAAUGGGGGCUGGUGCUGGAGCGCCUGGUGGUGCUGGGCCGGACCUUCUCGGAGAUGAUGACGCGCGGGGAGGUCUUCAUGAGGCGCCUGCUGGAGCUCCACGUCCUCAAGCUGGUGGCUCUCUACACUGUCUGGGUGGCCCUGGAGGAGGUCUCGGUGAUGAACUUCUUGCUGGUGCUGCUGUGGGCCUUGGCCAUGCCCUACUGCCGCUUCCGCCCCAUGGCCUCGUGCCUCUCCACCGUCUGGACCUGCAUCAUCAUCGUCUGCAAGAUGCUCUACCAGCUCGAGGUCGUGGACCCCCGCCAGUACUUAAGCAACUGCACCCAGCCCCUACCCAACAGCACCAACCUGACCCCAGAGGAGCUGGGCAACUCCACGCUGUACCGUGGCCCCGUGGACCCUGCCAACUGGUUCGGCAUCCGGAAGGGCUUCCCCAACUGGGGAUACGUCAAGAACCACCUGCAGGUGCUGCUGCUGCUGGUGCUCGAGGCCGUGGUGUACCGGCGCCAGCAGUACCACCGCAAGAAGCACCAGCUGGUGGCCCCCGUCACCGAGACCGUCUUCGAGGACGUCUCCCGCCAGCACCUCGACCUCGGCCUCGUCAGCUGCGCCAAAUACUUCAUCAACUACUUCUACUACAAGUUUGGCUUGGAGAUCUGCUUCCUGAUGAUGGUGAACGUGAUCGGGCAGCGGAUGAACUUCCUGGUGAUCCUGCACGGCUGCUGGCUCGUGGUGAUGCUGACGCGGCGGCGGCGCGCCGCCAUCGCCCGCCUCUGGCCCAAGUACUGCCUCUUCCUCGUCGUCUUCUUCCUCUACCAGUACCUGCUGUGCCUGGGGAUGCCGCCCGCCCUCUGCAUGGACUACCCGUGGCGCUGGAGCCACACCAUUCCCCUCAACUCGGCGCUCAUCAAGUGGCUCUACCUGCCCGACUUCUUCCAGCCUCCCAAAUCCACCAACCUCAUCAAUGACUUCAUGCUGCUGCUGUGCGCGGCCCAGCAGUGGCGCGUCUUCGAGGCCGAGCGCUCCGAGCCGUGGCUGCAGGCGGCCGGGGACAACUCGGACCGGCUGGACCGGGAGCAGGACCGCCACAACCCCACCCCAAACUUCAUCUACUGCAGGUCCUACCUGGACAUGGUGAAGGUGGUGGUGUUCCACUACUUCUUCUGGGUGGUCCUGGUGGUGGUUUUCAUCACCGGCAGCAACCGCAUCAGCCUCUUCGGCCUGGGCUACGUGCUGGCCUGCUUCUACCUGCUGCUCUCGGGCAGCGCCAUGCUGCGCAAGCCGGCCCGCGCCCGCCUCGCGCUCUGGGACUGCCUCAUCCUCUACAACAUCACCGUCAUCAUCUCCAAAAACAUGCUGUCGCUCCUGUCCUGCGUCUUCGUGCAGCAAAUGCAGAGCAGGUUCUGCUGGGUGAUCCAGCUCUUCAGCCUCGUCUGCACCGUCAAGGGCUACUACAACCCCAAGGCGAUGCACAAGGACCACGACUGCACGCUGCCCGUGGAGGAGGCCGGCAUCAUGUGGGACAGCAUCUGCUUCUUCUUCCUCCUGCUCCAGCGCCGCAUCUUCCUCAGCUCCUACUACCUGCACGUCAUGUGGAACCUCCGAGCCUCUGCCCUGCAGGCUUCCAGGGGUGUGGCGCUGUUCAAGGCCAGCAUCAUGAAGAGCCUGCGCUCGCACCAGCUAGCCGAGAAGAAGUCGCUGGACCAGCUGAAGCGGCAGAUGGAGCGGAUCCGAGCCAAGCAGCAGAAGUACCACCAGGAGCAGGCCAGCAGCCCGGAGCAGGAAGGGGCCACAGCAGCGCCCGGUGGUCCGGCAGACCCGUCCCGGCAGAGGCAGCGCUGGUGGCGGCCGUGGUUAGACCACGCCACAGUGCUGCAUUCCGGGGAAUACUUCCUCUUCGAGUCGGACAGCGAGGAGGAGGAGGAGGUGCAGGAGGAGCUGCGGCCGGGGAGGCUGAGUGCCUUCCAGCUCGCCUACCAGGCCUGGGUGACCAACACCAGGACGGUGCUGCGGCAGCAGGAGGAGCCCGAGCAGCCAGGGCCACCCAGCACCGACGGCGCUGCAGGGGAUGACGCAAGGAGAGAGGUGGAGGCUGCCGAGGGGGCUGAAGGCCGGGAGGAAGAGAACGUGGAAAGUUCUGAGCGCAGCAACGUCUUGCAGCGGGCACUGAACACGCUGAGGUUCCUGUGGCUGCUGUGCCAGGCCCUGGUGGACGGGCUGACCAAGUGGCUGGACACCCAAAACCGGGAGCACACGGACAUGUCCCACGUCCUGUGCCUCGAGAGAUUCGUCAUGGCACAGCGCCUGGCCAAGGGAGAGGAGAUAAACGAGGAGUUCCCAGAUGAGCUCUACGAGCUUCCCCCAGAGGAGUUCCUGCAGGAGCCGAGCCCGCCCGGCUCCUUGGCUGCGGAUUCCCAAAGCGGCACUUCCAGCCUGGAGGACGUGGCUGAUGCCCAGCAGUUCCUGGCCGUUCCCCAGCAGCGCCGGCGGACUGCCAGUGAGCUCCUCAGGAGCAGGAGGUUGUAUGUCUCCGAGCUGGAGGAGUCGGAGCAGUUCUACCAAUCCCACAACCGGUUCCUGAAGCUGCUGCUGGCCGGGUACCGCUGCGUCACCGGCCACUCCGACCUGCUCUGUUACUUCACCAUCAUCCUCAACAACAUGGUCACCGGCUCCGUCAUCUCCCUCUUCCUGCCCAUCCUCAUCUUCCUCUGGGCCAUGCUUUCCAUCCCCCGGCCCACCAAGCGCUUCUGGAUGACCGCCAUCCUCUUCACCGAGAUGACGGUGGUGGUGAAAUACCUCUUCCAGUUUGGCUUCUUCCCCUGGAAUGGCUACAUCACCCUGCUGCGCUACGAGGGCAAGCCCUUCUUCCCACCACGCAUCCUGGGCUUGGAGAAGUCCAUCCACUACAUCAAGUAUGACCUCCUGCAGCUCCUGGCCCUCUUCUUCCAUCGCUCCCUGCUGCUGUCCUAUGGGCUGUGGGACCAGGAGAAGACGACGGAUGAGAAGCAGGAGAGCAAGGAAGGGGAGGAGAAGCCGGAGGAAGCCGUGUCCUCACCAUCAGCAGUGGCUGAGGAAGGGCUGGAGGCUCCAGCCCAGCCAGGAGCACUGGGAGCAGCCACGGGGCUGGAGCUGGAGCCAGAGGGCGAGUCCGUGGAGCAGGAGGAGGGGACCGAAGCCACACAGCUCCGCUUCAGGAGGAAGCAGGGGAGGAAGAUGCUGGAGAUGGUUCCAGCGGAAGGGGGUGAGGAAGAGGAGGAGGAAGUGUCAGAAGAGAGCCACGCUCAAAGGAAGCUGAAGGCGUUUGGCUUGCGGGUCAAGGGCUUCAUCCUCACCAAGGCACAGUACAUGUACCAGCCCGUGUGCAAGUUCUUCCGGGACAUCCUGGACACGCAGAGCCGUGCAGCCACCGACGUCUACGCCUACAUGUUCCUGGCUGAUGUGGUCGACUUCAUCAUCAUCGUCUUCGGCUUCUGGGCCUUUGGGAAACACACGGCGGCCGCCGACAUCACCUCCUCGCUGUCGGAAAACCAAGUGCCGGAGGCUUUCCUUUUCAUGAUGCUCUUCCAGUUCAGCACCAUGGUCAUCGACCGCGCGCUCUACCUCCGCAAAACGGUGCUGGGCAAGCUCAUCUUCCAGGUCACCCUGGUCUUCGGCAUCCACGUCUGGAUGUUCUUCAUCCUGCCCUACGUCACCGAAAGGUUGUUCCGCCACAACACGGUGGCCCAGCUGUGGUACUUUGUGAAGUGCAUCUACUUCGGGCUGUCGGCCUACCAGAUCCGCUGUGGCUACCCCACCCGCAUCCUGGGCAACUUCCUCACCAAGAAAUACAACCACCUCAACCUCUUCCUCUUCCAGGGGUUCCGCCUCGUGCCCUUCCUGGUGGAGCUGCGGGCCGUCAUGGACUGGGUGUGGACAGACACCACGCUGUCCCUCUCCAACUGGAUGUGCGUGGAGGACAUCUACGCCAACAUCUUCAUCAUCAAGUGCAGCCGGGAGACUGAGAAGAAAUACCCCCAGCCCAAGGGGCAGAAGAAGAAGAAGGUGGUGAAGUACGGCAUGGGCGGCCUCAUCAUCCUCUUCCUCGUGGGCAUCAUCUGGUUCCCGCUGCUCUUCAUGUCCCUGGUGCGCUCCGUGGUGGGCAUCAUCAACCACCCCAUCGAUGUCACCGUCAACCUCAAGCUAGGGGGGUACGAGCCUCUGUUCAGCACGAGCUCCCAGCAGCAAUACAUCCAGCCCUUCACCUCCGAGGAAUACGAUGAGCUCACCAAAGAGUUUGAGAGCGAGCCGCUGGCCAUGCAGUUCAUCAGCCUCUACGGCAUGGAGGACAUCGUGACCGCCCGCGUCGAGGGCAGCUCGGGCUCGCUGUGGAGCAUCAGCCCGCCCAGCCGCGAGCAGAUGCGGCUGGAGCUGCAGAACGGCUCCUCCGACAUCACCCUGCACCUCACCUGGAUCUUCCAGAGGGACCUGAACAAGGGGGGCACGGUGGAGAACGCCUACGGCAAACACGACACAGACCUGCAGCCCGGCGCGCCCCAGCGCCUGGAGCUGGCCCAGCUGCUGGAUGGCACCAGGGAUAAGCCCGUGGUAUUGCCAAACCUCUUCCCCAAAUACAUCCGGGCGCCCACGGGCAGCGAAGCCGAACCUAUCAAGCAGCUGCUGCCAGAUGACUUGGACAGCUACCUGGACGUGGAGGUGCAGCUGAAACGGGAGCGCAGGGGCUCCGGCCGCGGGGAGCACUUUGUGGAGUGGUGGGUGCUGAGGCAGAAGGACGCGCCACCCCAAGAAGGCAACAUCCUCCCCAUGAUCAUCUUCAACGACAAAGUCAGCCCGCCCAGCCUGGGCUUCCUGGCUGGCUACGGGAUCAUGGGGCUCUACGUGUCCAUCGUGCUGGUGAUCGGCAAGUUCGUGCGGGGCUUCUUCAGCGAGAUCUCCCACUCCAUCAUGUUCGAGGAGCUGCCCUACGUGGAUCGCAUCCUGAAGCUGUGCCACGACAUCUUCCUGGUGCGGGAGACGGGCGAGCUGGAGCUGGAGGAGGAGCUCUACGCCAAGCUCAUCUUCCUCUACCGCUCACCCGAGACCAUGAUCAAGUGGACACGGGAGAAGAAUUAA